AUAAGAACAAGAAAAAGAAAGAAAGAAAUCAGACUUCAAGAAGCCAAGCCCUUUCUGGCGAUCAUCCUUCAUCUUUGAAAAGGAGGCAGUAUAUUCAGUCAACGAAAAAGAAAGGAUGUCCAGCAAAAAUUGUCAUGAAAGAAGUUCUUGUAUUUCCAGAAUAUAAGGCAAAACAAGAUACAGAAAAAGCAAGAAGAACUGCAAGUGAAAAAUUAAGAGAAGACCUUGAAAUUAUCGGAAACGACAUCAAGAAAGAGCAUAGAAUAUAUAUAAGUUUACCCAAGGAUGGUGAUCACCAAGAAAUGCAUCUAAUUGGUCAGAUUACAGGUUUCAUGAAUCCCCUGAACAAAGAUGUAAGAGAUAAGCUCUAUGAGAUGGUGGGACAUGGGGUCACAAGUGUAUCGGAAAUGCGACGUCACUUAAAAGUGUAUGUCGAUACUCAGAUGUUCCCCAAAGCCAAUAAGCCUUCGCUGACAGAUGCGGCAUAUUACCCAUCAGAUGCCACAAUAAGAAAGCACAUAUACUUAGCACAACUUCGUCUGAGAUAUUCCAAAAUAGACCAGGAAAAUUUGAUGAAAUUGGUUAGUCAAUGGCAAGAGAGCUAUCCCAAAGAUAAUUUUGAUUUUUUGCCGGCGACAUCCAAUCAGGAUCAGGAACUAGAUGAAGACAACAUCAACAAUGUACAGUGUGUUGAGCAAGAUGAUGAGGAUGAGGUCUUCUCACAGCUGAUCACAUCAACCAAUUUCUUCUUUUGUCACCAAUCAGAGUUCCAAAGACACUUACUUUACAGAUAUGGUAACGCUCUCUGCCUAUUGGAUGCCACCUAUAGAACAACAAAGUAUGCUUUACCUCUUUUCUUUCUGGCCGUGAAGACAAAUGUUGGUUUUAGUGUUGUGGCAGAGUUUGUUGUCCAGAAUGAGACCAAGGACUUGAUUGUACAGGGUUUACAAACUGUCCAAAACUGGGUAAACACAGCUCCAGACAAACCAGAAGGCUGGGAAUGGAAACCUAAGUUUUUCAUGACAGACUUCUGUGAGAGGGAAAUAGUUGCCAUAGAGGAGACAUUCUCAGAUAGUUUUGUAUUCCUCUGCGACUUCCACCGCGAGCAAAGCUGGACCAGAUGGGUCAGCAAAACUGAUAAUGGUGUGGUUGGAAGUAAAGAGAAAGUCCUAUCCAUGUUGAGAAGGUGUGCCCACUCUUGUUCAGAGGAGCAGUUUGAGAAUGCACUAGCAUCUCUCACAAACUCUGUGGAGUGGACUGGAAAUGCUAGGUUCAGGAAUUGGUUUAACAAGACCUGGCUAUCAGAGAAAAAACGUUGGGUUUGGGCUUAUAGAUAUGGUAAAGGCCUCCUAGUAAAUACCAACAAUGGGCUUGAGAGGCAAAACAAAAUUUUCAAAUACAAAUUCCUUGAGCAGAGAAAAGAUAAUCAUCUCUCGGGAAUGAUCUCCAGUUUGAUCACUGAGUAUUUGCCAGCUAUGAUGCUGAAGUACACUCGUGACAACGUGUUGGCCUCGGAAAGAGUUGGUCGUUCUUAUAUUGCAGAAAUACCAGAUUUUUUGAAGAACAGACCAGCAUCUUUUAUUAAGCACUGCAUGACGAAAAUAGAUCUUGCAGAAACAGUGGAGGAGACCGAUAUCAUGCAGAUGUCUGCCAACUGUUUUAAGAUUAAAAGUUUGUCAGACUCUCGAAAGAAGGUAGAAUAUGAUGUCCUGUUAGAUAAUGGCCAUGGAAUGCCAAGUUGUGGGUGUCAUGCAUGGACCUGGACUCUUCUGCCAUGCAAACAUAUAUUUGCAGUCAUCAAUGGCAGAUUUCCUGAUGUAUCAUGGAAGAACAUCCCCUUGAGUUACAGCAACUCACCUUUUUUCACAUUAGAUUUUGAUGUUGUGUCCAUAUCAGUGUCCGGUUCUGUAACAAAUGAAGAUGAACUUUGUGACGAGGAGGAUGUAUUGUGUGAUAUCACUGGUGAAGACAUAGGGCUCUCUGAUGCAACUCUACCAUCUUGCAAAAAAAUGCCAAGAUCAAAAUUAAAAAUUUUAGCCACCAAAUGUAGAGAGAGUCUUUCAAUCAUUCAAAAUGCCACCUAUCUUUGCCAAGAUGAAACUACACUAGAACAUCUUAGUGUUUUACUCAAUGAAGCAUCCUCCUACAUAAACAACAGGCUACAUAAGGAGGAGGGCCUAAUCCCAGAACCUUCUAAGAAAAGAAAAAGAGUUCAAGAACAACCAAUGUCUGCCAAAAAAAAGAAAUUGGACACAAAAUCAGAAAAUCGUCUAAAAUUAAGAAAAAGAAAGGAAAACAGAAGUUCAAGAUAUGGAAAGACAACAUCCAGAAACAUCUCAUUAGAAGAUCAAAAAAGAGAAGAGCAAGAAGAGGAAAUGAUAAUAAUCGAUGGCCAUUCAACUGUGCCACAAUCAAUUCUGGAGUGUAUUGCAGAAAUGGUCAGUCAGAUGACAAAAAAUGAAUGGGAGGCUCUUAUAUUCAAGGCAACCAAAGAGGCUGCAACAUCAACAGAUACAAUCUCACAAAUUGCCGUUACUUUACUUGAAGAAUACUGUGAAGAUGAUCACAUUCAGACUCUGAAGACCAUAUCUGAUAACCAUUGCCCAAAAGAUAUGACAAACCCACAGAAAUUUAGAAUGGCACUUUUAAUGCUACAUAAACUCGUGGAGACAAAAAAAUUCAUUUUGAAAAGAAAUUUUGAGAAGGAACGCAUGGAGAGGGAAGCUGCCGAAAAAGCAUGUGUAGAAGCUAUAGCUCGGAUGGAAGGUUUCAACAAAUCAGAACCUACCUCAUCAGGUAAGAUACAGAUUUUGAAGUUUGAAUUUUGUUUAAUAAAUGCCUCUCAACAAAUAAAUAUUUGA
This is a messenger RNA of Saccostrea cuccullata (small rock oyster), 2861 nucleotides long. RefSeq lists its product as uncharacterized. Gene Ontology annotation, molecular function: zinc ion binding; DNA-binding transcription factor activity. Bases 135 to 2861 code for a protein of 908 amino acids. Lineage: Eukaryota; Metazoa; Mollusca; Bivalvia; Ostreida; Ostreidae. The record is from RefSeq and is a predicted model, not a curated record. The transcript is spliced from 12 exons.